Messenger RNA from Achroia grisella, 1764 nucleotides. Its product is annotated as proton-coupled folate transporter-like. Gene Ontology annotation, biological process: transmembrane transport. Bases 186 to 1763 code for a protein of 525 amino acids. The transcript is spliced from 9 exons. Gene Ontology annotation, cellular component: membrane. Lineage: Eukaryota; Metazoa; Arthropoda; Insecta; Lepidoptera; Pyralidae. Gene Ontology annotation, molecular function: transmembrane transporter activity. The record is from RefSeq and is a predicted model, not a curated record.
GCAUUUCAUUAGCAACUAACAAACAAGCACUAUCUUAUCGAGUCGUAUUAGUAAAAGUGUUGUGUGCCGCUACACACGCGUCGUACGCUUACAAUGUGAUGUGUGGUAUAAUUUAGGUAUUUAUAUUUGUUAUUAUGCAAUAUUAUUUAUUUAUAUUUUACAUUGAGCCGACUUAAAAAUUGAACAUGUCCCAAUUAACACCUGAUCCGCAGGAAUUUGAACAACUGAGCCCAAACUCAACGAGAGAUGCACAAUCACAAAUUCAGAAUAACAACGCACAAAAGAAGAGUGAUCCUAAAAAAUGGCGACUACUUUUGGAACCGGCUUUGGCUGGUUCCAUGAUAGCGAUAAAUCUUGGACAAACUUCGCUGCAGAAUUUUUAUUUACGCACAGCGUGUACGGUAGAUUUGGGAUACUCCACAGAAAUAUGUAGUAAAGGUGUUGGAGAAGAGUUUCGAACAGCUGAGGCUGCAAGUCAAGUGGUUGUGACAAAUGUCAACGUUAGUAGGAGCUUUAUUGGCUCUCUGAUCUCCGCUAUAGUUCUCUUAUUCUUGGGUCCGUGGAGCGAUUGCAGUGGGCGCCGAAAACCCUUACUCAUAAUGCCCUUAAUAGGGAUGAGCAUCAUGACCACUGGAGUUCUAUUGAUGAUUAUAUUUCCAGGGGCCUCUACUGCACAAGUAUUAUAUACUGUUCAGAUACCAAUAUCCUUGGGUGGAAAUUUUGGUUUGCUUUUGGCAGCUGCUUUUAGUCAUAUUGGAGAUGUGUGCCAUGCAACAGGUCGUGACGUCACUCGUACCAUGGGCGGACAUCGCGCCGUUAUACAAAUAUCUCAGGUGGUGGGCGCAGUACUAGGCCCUGUUCUGUAUCGAAAUUUAGGAUUCUACGCUGUGUUCCCUUUUGUUUUAUUACUACAGCUGUCAUCCCUGUUUUAUGUGAUAUACGCCGUGAAAGAUGUUAAUAUUAACAGCGAUAACAAAGUGUCCGUCUUAAACUGGAAGCUACCAUUAAAUGCAUUCUAUUGCCUGACACGGAAGAGAGAAGGCAACCGAAGAAAAAUAAUAUUUUUAUUAUUGAUCGUUACUCUUGGAGAUAGAGUAUUCCUAUCUGCGGAGGUGUUAUUAUCAUAUAUGUACUACAGAUACAAAUUUCAUUGGGAUGACGUUUUAUUUGGAGGUUUUCUUGCUUAUCGCAAUGUAAUUAGCUUUUUCGGAACUCUUAUAAUCUUGUCGAUUCUGAAACAGCGACUACGUCUCUCGGAUGAGGUUGUUGGUGCCCUCAGCUGUGCGACACAUGGGAUUGCUUCGAUUGGCCUCAUUCUUGCUACCACUACCCUCGCUGUCUUUAUAAUUCCUAUAGUUGGGAUAAUUUCACAAGGAUCUCAAGUGGUGCAGAGACCUCUAAUGAAUAAACAAAUUUUACCAACUGAACAAGGUAAAAUAUACAGUGUAUUAGGAGCACUGGAAUCAGCAACACAAACUAUAACUUCACCCCUUUACUCACUACUCUAUAGCAGAACCGUAUCAACAAUGCCUGAUGCGUGGUUACUACCGGGUAUUGGCAUUGCUAUUAUACAAGUGUUGGCGUAUACAUCAUCAAAAUUAUUAGUGGCUAGAAAAACAGAAGAUAAUGUCAACGAAAAAAAAAGUAUACAGCUAGAGAUAUCAGAUGAUGUCAGAAAAUUAAGGAAAGAUGAGGAAACUGACGAGAACAGAAGUCUUAGAAGUGAAUCGCGUUUUAAAAAUACGAGUGAACUAGAAAAAUAGU